Brassica rapa (field mustard) is the source of this 1352-nucleotide messenger RNA. RefSeq names its product CDP-diacylglycerol--glycerol-3-phosphate 3-phosphatidyltransferase 1, chloroplastic. The record is from RefSeq and is a predicted model, not a curated record. Gene Ontology annotation, biological process: glycerophospholipid biosynthetic process. Lineage: Eukaryota; Viridiplantae; Streptophyta; Magnoliopsida; Brassicales; Brassicaceae. Gene Ontology annotation, cellular component: membrane; chloroplast envelope. Gene Ontology annotation, molecular function: CDP-diacylglycerol-glycerol-3-phosphate 3-phosphatidyltransferase activity.
UUGUCUCCUGUUUUGGGCUUUAGGCUAGUUAAUAUUUUGUGUGGGCCUCAUUAAAUUAGAAAGUCCACUGUGAAGUUCCGAUGAUAAAAGUCACAUUUACCCUUAUGAAUCCACGUCACUUUCUUCUGAAUCUAUUCGACUUCAUCUUCUCCGAUUUUAACCUUUUCAGGUUUCUUCCGACAAUUUCUCAAACAGACAGAACCAAAUCAAAAACCAUUAGGCCAUGCUCAGAUCCAGCCUCGCUUCGUUAAUCGUCGAUGUCACUUCACGGCGCACGUUACCUCCCCUCGCAUCCUUCUCUCACCCUGCGCAUAUUAGCCGUUCCUCACGCCGUGUUCUUCCUUCCCUGUACUCCUCCCACACACCUCUAAGGUUUCGGAUUCAGACAUGUAACCACCGCCACCUCUCCUCGUAUUCGUCUCCCUCUGAGAAACACGGACCAUCUUCGUCUACCCGAUCAAGCUUCGCGGGUCGAGAUGACGCAUUCACGGCGGCUCAGAACAGUUCCAACGGUCAUAACUCUUCUCCGCCGCAACCCUCUUCCAAAGUUCUUACAAUACCAACCAUAUUAACCAUUGCUCGUGUAGCUGCCGUACCACUUCUCGUCGCAACCUUUUACGCUGAUAGUUCGUGGGGAACGACCGCGACUACAAGCAUCUUCAUUGCAGCAGCCAUUACAGACUGGCUUGACGGCUAUCUUGCACGAAAGAUGAAGUUAGGUUCUGCGUUUGGUGCCUUUCUGGAUCCAGUUGCUGAUAAGCUUAUGGUUGCAGCUACUUUGAUCUUACUAUGUACAAAACCUAUGGAUGUUGGUGUAUUAGGACCUCUUCCAUGGUUAUUGACGGUGCCAUCUAUUGCAAUCAUUGGUAGAGAGAUUACAAUGUCUGCAGUAAGAGAAUGGGCUGCAUCUCAAAAUGGAAAGCUUUUAGAGGCUGUUGCUGUAAAUAACUUGGGCAAGUGGAAAACCGCUACGCAGAUGACAGCACUAACCAUACUUCUCGCAAGCCGGGAUAGCAAUGUUGGAUGGCUUGUAGCUUCUGGUGCUGGCUUGCUUUAUGUAUCAGCAGGACUAUCUGUUUGGUCUUUAGUCGUUUAUAUGAGGAAGAUAUGGAAAGUACUACUCAAGUAAUCAUUAUAUAUCUAUCGUUUUUGUUUUUUUGCUUUGACCUGCAUUUAUAACCUCAGGGGAAAUGCUUGAACAGCAAGUAGAAGAAAGUGUUGGUUGUCUGACAAUAUGUAGAUGGUUCUGCUUUUUCCCAACACAAUAUAAAGUAUGUUAUAGUCCUAACCAUGGUGUAUUGUAGAUUGGUUCCAGUAAACUUUUAGAUUAAUGCAUCUGUGUUCCUUAUGUU